Messenger RNA from Menidia menidia (Atlantic silverside), 2919 nucleotides. Lineage: Eukaryota; Metazoa; Chordata; Actinopteri; Atheriniformes; Atherinopsidae. The record is from the annotation of a GenBank genome assembly.
AUGGAGAACAGCAAGCUCAUCUUCAGUCUGGACUGCCAGGACGAGGGUCCUUCAGUGGCUUUCACUAAAGAUAAACCACAGACUGAGGAAUGUGAAUCUGACUUCAGAUUGGGGAAGAAUCUGGACCUGAACCCAAGCUACGGCUUACAGCCUCUCUCCCUGCCUCACUCCCCCUCAUCCCCCAGCUCUUUAUCUGAUCUGUCGGCGUCAACAGCCGGCCCACCCAUCACCGGUGGCCUGGUCAAAUCUUCCUCCAUUGACCUGGAGCCCAGGGAGAGCAGCACCCUCAGAGGCAAACCUCUCCUUAGCCUGGUCAAAUCUCUGAGCACAGAAAUCUCCCGCCGGGUUGAGCCAGAAGUAAAUCUGUCUAAGUCUGACUCCAAGCUCCACAUGCAUCCCUGGAAGCAGCUCACACACCCAAAGAUCCUCGAGUCCAAGCCUGAAGCAAGGGUGCUAAAAGAGAGUGAUAAUUCGGUAUCACCUCUAUCCAGUCUCAGCAUGUCACCCACUGAGCCUCUUGGCAGCUCACUAAUUGCUGAGCUGGAGGACACGAGGAGGAAAUUUUCAGAGGCCAUGCAGGAUCCAUUGAGCAUGCUGAGUAAGAUAAUGGGGGAUGAGAGUUCUGGAAGUCCUAAGCAGGGCAAGCUUUCUGGUGCAUGGGACUCUCCCGCCUCCCAAGGAGGCUGUGGAAGAGAUGGGAGCAAUGAGGAUUCAGAUCUGAGGUGCAGAAGGAAAACGGACAGUGAGCACAGAGGUGUGUGUGAUACUCCUCUCAGAAGGCUCCGAAAAAAUUCAUUAGACAAAGUCACCACUUUGCCAGACAGCCAGCCCCACAGCAGGGAGAGGAAUCUGGAAAUCUGCACUUAUGGGGAUGUGAUUCAGGUGGUGGAACUGCAGAACAGAUCUAGGGAAACGCAUCAAAGGACUUACCCCCAGUCUGGAGUCACACUAUCAGGUUCAUCUCUGCCAUUUCACUGGCUCUUCCCUGUGGGCCUCUUAGCUUACGGGUUCUUUGUGCUCCCCCUGCCUCCAUAUGUGACAGGUCUGUCUGUGGGGGUUGCGUGUGGCUUUAUUUUGGGCUUGGUGAUGGUGUUCAUGUUUGCCCCACAGCACGCAGGCGUCAGAAGCAAAAAGACUUGUCUAAGCAAAUCCAGUUGCAUUAGCAUUGAUCCACUGGAUGGACGGAACACCCAUCCAGAAAUCCUGGAGGGCUGGAUGAAUGAGACAUACAGCUACGACCCUGAGACUUUCCACCCUUCCAUCACACACUCUGUCUUUGUGACCCUGGAUGGCAGCCGUCUGCGCCUGGCUUACCCACGUGCCAACAUCCCCCGGUGGGCAUCGUGUGAUGAGCCACUCCAUGGGGCCGUGUUUUUGCAGUCCCACACGUACCAGUUGGCCAACAGUAAGGUGUGUCUUGUGCCGCCGGGUCUGGCUCGUAAGAGGGUGUGGAACAAGAAGUACCCCAUCUGCAUCACUUUGGCUGAGGGGGAGGUGGGAGAAGAAAUCCUGCUUGAUGGGCAGGGAGAGGAAGAGAUUUCAGAGAGGCACUUGGUCCAGAGCCACCAGUCUCCAGUAACCCUUUUCCUGUAUGGCCGGACUGGAAGAGAGAAGGAGGAGUGGUUCCAGUACUUUAUGUCAGCCUCCAGACUCGAAGUCCAGAGCAGUCUGAGUGCUGAGGAUAGCUUUGAAACAUUGAGUGGUGGAGAGGCUGUCAAGGAAAACACAGAGGAGAUUCCCGACUUGCCAAUUAAAACAAGAACUCUCCUGGACUACAGCAUCUACAUGAUUCAGCUAAUUGGUGCAGACAGAUGCACUUCCAACUCUAGCCCCUGCCACAGUGACAAGGGAAGCCCUUCAACUUGCAAGACGAUUCAUGGUGAGGAGCGUACUUCUGGAGGUGAAACCGGAGGUGACCUCAGCGCAGCAGCUGAGUCAGGAGGAUGCUCUGAAGAGGGACAGCCCGCAUGGGUGAACUCCCUAGUAGGCAGAAUUUUCUGGGACUUUCUCAGAGAGAAAUACUGGUCUGAUCUGGUAGCUCACAAGAUUCAGAAGAAACUCAGCAAGAUCAAGUUGCCGUACUUUAUGAACGAGCUGACACUGGCCGAUCUGGACAUGGGUACCUGCCUUCCUCAGGUCCUUAGCACAUCAAAACCAACGCUGGAUAAUAGAGGCCUUUGGCUGGAGGUGGAGCUGGUGUACACAGGCUGCCUACAGAUGACACUGGAGACCAAAAUGAACCUAUGUAAGCUGGGUAAAGAUGGGGAGGAUGAAUCUCACAGCAUUCCUGAGACCCACCAAAUUGGCUCUAAGCCACGGCUGUGUAUAUUGGCUGAUAGUGAUGAAGAGUCAUCCAGUGCGGGUUCCUCUGAUGAAGAAGAAGUCCCCCUAUCUGAACCACAGGGGCCUCUGGGAGAUAAAAGCUCUGUAAUGGGAGCUGAGGGGCAUGGUGGCAGCACAGGGAGGAAAAUCCUCCGAUUUGUUGACAAGAUAGCAAAAUCCAAGUAUUUCCAGAAGGCCACAGAAAAUGAAUACAUCAAGAAGAAGAUAGCUGAAGUUUCCAACAUGCCUCUGAUGCUCAGUGUCGAGGUCCUGGAGCUCUCUGGGACACUGGCCAUAAACAUUCCUCCUCCCCCCACCGACAGAAUAUGGUACAGUUUCAAAGUGCUGCCCAGGUUAGACCUCCAUGUGCGUCCCAUGCUCGGAGAAAGGGAGGUCACUUUCACUCACGUGACGGAGUGGAUUGAGAAAAAACUGCAGUGUGAGUUCCAGAAAGUGUUUGUAAUGCCAAACAUGGAUGAUAUUUAUUUGCCCCUAAUGACUUCUGGCCUGGACAACCCACCCACGUCCCACCAGCCAUCAGUACAUUCCUCAUCCCAGCAGUCCUCCAUGGAGUCUCAGGACUACCUGUCAGAAUAA